Teleopsis dalmanni is the source of this 1752-nucleotide messenger RNA. RefSeq names its product lanC-like protein 3 homolog. Gene Ontology annotation, cellular component: plasma membrane. NCBI's taxonomy places the organism in Eukaryota, Metazoa, Arthropoda, Insecta, Diptera, Diopsidae. Bases 288 to 1553 code for a protein of 421 amino acids. Gene Ontology annotation, biological process: carbohydrate metabolic process; peptide modification. The record is from RefSeq and is a predicted model, not a curated record. The transcript is spliced from 2 exons.
UAUUAUUACAAUGGGGGAAUAAAAGCUUAAUACAAUCGCUUGUAAUUUAAUUUUUCAAGAGCUUCCUGUGUUUCAUCGAUUAAAACAUUUUAAACACUUUGCAGACAGAUCAAGUUAGCCGGUUGAACAUUGUUGAGAAGUUGAAAUAACUUAAAUAAAUAAGUUUUAUAUUUCUAUCCUAAUAGAUAAAUUUAAAUCAAGUCAGAUAUAAAAGUACUCGGAUUUUAAAAGCGCUUGACACUGCAAGCAGCCCUAAAGAAAAUUCAGAAGAGGCUCCAAAAGAGGAUAUGACCGAAAUGGAUAAGCGUUAUUUAGAUAACCCUUAUCCCGAUUAUAUGGGCGAACCAACCACACCAAGCGGCUACGAUGAAGAGCAUGUGAAGGAUCUUAUUUGCACCUAUGUUGAUUCUAUCUUAGAGUACGUACGUCCCGGUGGCGAUGAUGAUUCACGUGGGGAUUUGUAUGUUGGCAAUGCUGGCAUUGCAUAUAUGUUUUGGAAGAUGUCGCGUUCUGAGAGAUGCAGAGACUUGUAUCCCGCACUGGAUCACGCUUCAGCUUUUAUACGUGAUGCUAAAAUAAAUGGUGAACGUUAUAAGAAACGUUCUGCUGAGCGUUACUCUUAUUUGUUAGGCAAUGCCGGUAUUUUUGCUGUGUCUGCUGCAAUUUCGCAUGACUUAAAUCAGACAGAGGAUCUGUCAAAUGAUCUGGCUAACUUCAAGUCUGGUAUAUCUGCAAGCAAGGAGUAUAUAAGCACUAAAAAUGGUUGCGAUGAAGUACUUGUUGGACGUGCUGGUUUUUUGACAGGUUGCUAUUGGUUGAAUGACGUUUUAAGUGAAAAAAGAAUUACCGAUGACGAUAUAGUUGCGAUUUGUCAAUUGAUUAUUUUAAGUGGACGUGAAUAUGCUAAGCAUACUGGUUCGCCAUUACCACUUAUGUAUCAGUAUCAUGGCACUGAAUACUUGGGUGCGGCUCAUGGCCUAUGCGCCAUAUUACAAGUACUGCUGGACAGUCCAUGGUUUCGCACAGAUCCAAUUUCUGCACCCAGUGCUGAUCUACGUGAUAUCAAACGUUCUAUUGACUUCUUUCUUUCGUUACAAGAUCAAGAGGGCAAUUUCCCAGUAGCACUUGAAGAUUUGAAAACUGGUCGUGAAAAACGUUUGGUACAUUGGUGUCAUGGUGCACCUGGUGCUGUUUAUUUAUUGGCAAAAGCGUAUUUGAUAUUCAAGGAGGAUAAGUAUUUACAUAGCUUGCGUCAUGCUGCUGAUUUGGUGUGGAAGAAAGGCUUUUUGCGCAAGGGUCCAGGUAUAUGUCACGGUGUCGCUGGCAAUGGCUAUGUAUUCUUGCUAAUGUAUCGUCUAACCAAUGAGCCUAAGUAUAUGUAUCGUGCCGUUAAAUACAUGGAGUUGUUGACCAAUUCGGAAUUCAAGCAUCGUGCCAGAACACCAGAUCGUCCCUUCAGUUUGUAUGAGGGCGUGGCUGGUACUGUAUGUUUCUUGAUUGAUUUGUUGGAACCGGAGCAGGCACACUUCCCUUUCAUGGAGGUGUUUCGUUAAAUGAAAUCACAUCACAUCACAUAUAUUUAAUAAUACAGCAAGGCAGGAAUUUUCACGCAUAUCAGGGAAAACUCAAGCGUAUGUUUAUUAAAAAUUGUUUAAUUUAUUAUAUUUAAUAUUACUAAGCUAUUGGCAUAUAUUUGAAGCGUUUACAUAAAAUUAACAGUAUUCAUUAAAAAGAAUUUGAAUUGAUACUUAA